UUUGGUACCUGCUUAUUAGACAAGUUUAGCUGCCUGCUUUGAGUUUAGAGAUCGCUUGCGUUCUACUCAACUGCCAAAAUGAUGGAAGAAGUGUCUAUUGCUGUGGCCUAUGAUGCCCAUACUUUUGACCAGAUGUCCGAAGAGGAGAUCCUGGCUAGUCUAGUAGUGGAGACUCUACCAAAGCAAGUGGUUCCCUCUAAAAAGCCAAAAUUAAGAGAUAACCAAGUGCACCCAGAAGACCCACUCGACAGGUACGAGAGAGAAAACCUUAAGCUUCAGGAGACCAGUUUGCGCCUGGAGCAGGAGAAUGAUGACCUUGCACAAAAACUCGUCACCAGCAAGAUUGCGCUGAGGAAUGCUCUAGAUCAGACCGAGGACCAGGUGGAUGAAUUAACCAAGGAGCUAAUGAAAACCAAACAGCUUCUGAUGAUUACAGAGGAGGAGAAAAAGGGAAAGGAGGAGGAGGCUACACAGCUGAAAGAGAUGUUUAGGAAAGAGCUGGACAAAGCAGAAGCAGACAUUAAGAGAUCAAACAACAUCAUUGCCGACUACAAGCAGAUUUGCUCUCAGCUGAAUGCUAAGCUUGAAAACCAGAAAGCUCAAGCAGACAAAGAGCUGGCAGUUGUCAAGAACAAGAUGCUGGAGUGCGAGCAGUGCAGACACAUCUUUAGUAUGGAUGGAUCAAUUCAGCUGUGCUCUGAAAAUGAAGAAAGCAGUGUUCAGGAUGAAGUCAAAGCCUCUCUCAGAGAACAGGUCCAGGAGUUAGAGAAAGAGCUGGCUCAGACCAAGCUACAAAUGGUGGAGUCUAAAUGCAAGAUACAGGAGUUGGAACACCAAAAUGCAGUUCUGACGAGUGAACUUCAGGCAGCUAAAAACACGUGGCUCAGAAAAACUCUGGGCUCUUUCAGGACAGCUGCCAGCGGCCAUCAGAACUCAUCUCAAACAGAUCCUGCCUGGAGUCCCGCUCAUAACCCCCACUCCAGCUGGGUCACCAGAAGGCUCUCCUGGGCCCAUCGAGAAGGGAGAGCAGCCAAAGUAUGAAAAGGUUAAGCAUACUGGUGGAGAAGAAAAGUAUUCAGUAUGAGCACUCCUGAAAUGAGUCUCACAAAUUAUGAGAAAGCUAUUCCCUCAAACAAGCGGACAUUAUAGAUCCGCAUGGUUGCAAACACUGGGAAUGAGCAGAUUCUCGAAGGAUGGGUGACAGCGGGAAACAAUAUCUGCCCUUCUAGAGAUGAGCGCAACAGAUCAGUUGCUCUUAAGGCAAUCUCACAUGAAGACUAUAUGAAGUUUUUGUAUUACUGCGUUCAAAUAUAAUGUAUUACAAAAAUCAUCACUAUUAUAAGUGUUUUGCCAGUUAACCUACAAAUUGUGUUUGAUGUGGUAACUUCUAAGUGAAACUUCUUAUUGAAGUUCACCAAAUCCACCUAACUAGUAGGUUACAUCAAUAGAAUAUUUUUGAGGGUUAGAUCAGGUACUAAUUUUAAGGUAAUAAUUUAAGGUAACAGUUGUCUUCUAAUGCUUUUAUGGUCCACUGUUGGUACUGUACAAUGUGAAUGCAUUUCUUUCAUUAUCUUUUCCAACUCAAUGAAGUAAGGACAACUAUCAAUGUAACUGCAUUAGGGCCUUUAUUUUAAUUCAGGACUAUUAAUUGUUCACUCAAACUGCCAAUAAAGCUUUGAAUAUAUUA
Messenger RNA from Carassius auratus (goldfish), 1687 nucleotides. It is a transcript of the gene rabgap1l2, whose product is annotated as RAB GTPase activating protein 1-like 2. NCBI's taxonomy places the organism in Eukaryota, Metazoa, Chordata, Actinopteri, Cypriniformes, Cyprinidae. Bases 79 to 1041 code for a protein of 320 amino acids. The transcript is spliced from 9 exons. The record is from RefSeq and is a predicted model, not a curated record.